UAUAAGAAUCAGGAUGGUAUGAUAACGAAGGAGGAGCUAGGGGCGGUCCUUUACGCCCUAGGGCAGAGACCGACUGUCUCGGAGGUGCAGGCGUUUAUACACUCGGUAGAUUUAGAUAAGUCAGGUACUAUAGACUUUGAUGAGUUUGUGAAGAUUUUCUCUACGAAACUCUCAAUUGACCCAGAAAAGGAACUUCACGAGGUGUUCUGCAUAUUUGAUGAAAACGGGGAUGGAUUUAUUUCCUCAGAUGAAUUAUACUCCAUGUUGCAUAAACUCGGUGAACAUAUUACAAAGCAUGAAGCUCAAAAGAUGAUCAACGAGGCUGACCUAAACAGGGAUGGCAAAGUGGACUACAGAGAAUUCAAAGCCAUACUGAACGCAAGAUAGCGGUCAGGAAGCCCCAGUCAUCAAUUAUAUCUUUGAUGGAUGAUUGUUUGUGGUGAAGCUUAGAAAGAAAUGUAUAUAUGUACUAGCGCCUCGUAAUAAAACGCGUGAAAACUGCAUACAGUUUUUUACCAUUUACUGUCGACUUUUAUCGCCAGUGUAUUGCAAUCAUAAGUAGUCAUAUUUUGUUUCUGUCAUAUCUUUUGAAUCUUGAGGACAACUGUUUUUGUUUCAAUACUGGAAAAUAAGAUGUAAAUAUUCUUUAGAAUAACUGACUUAUAUACCAUUGUAUGGACUGUAUGUCCAUCUUCCAUUAGUAAUAUCAGAAGAAGCAUGACAGAAACCAGACAGAGUCCGGAGUAAAUAUUGGACAACUUUAACUUCUCCGGAUUUAUUCGAAGGAUGACAGAUAUGUGAUGCUUAUCAUUAGGGAUUUCACGGAAUUUAUGCCACUUUGCCUAAUAUCAAUGUGUACAAAUUAUAUUUCUAUGUUCUUGUAUCUGACUGCUGUCGUUUUGAAUACAGAAGUCACUGACCAGUGUGUUACAAUGGCUGACAAAGGAGCUUCGAAUACGAGAGAAUAAGGUCCUGAAUAACAAUACGCUCAGAACUAAGAUUGACAACAUUUUGAAUGCAUAAAUACGAGCUCUGCUGUAUCGUAUGACACUGUACAUAGGUGGUAAAGAACUGGUGUAGACAAAUACAACAAGCUGUACGACCAAUGUCAGUAGUAACAUGGUCACACUAACAUCCAAAGAUAACAUAAAAGUCAAUGAUCAUAAUUCCUACAAGACGCAAGAUAUGUCCCGAAUAUUUCAUUAUCAAGCUUCUUUUGAGGGACAUCUUUUGACAGUGUUUCCGCGGUAUACCCAGAUCAGCCUAUGAUAAUUCGCAAUACUUUCAAAGGUUGAAGUAAUCGCCUUAAAUUAAGAAAAUUUGACAUCAAUAACCAUUACAUUUCUAAUACUAGUACUGGCGUUUAUAUGAUAAUGCUUUAACCUUUGAUGUGUAGAAAAUAUGAGAAAUGUCUAAUGUUUAUGAUAUGAGUUGCUUAUGUAUAUAUAAAUGUCUAAUGUGUUGCUUCCAGGAUCGUAUGAUACAUCUCAAAGUCUAUAUGUUACAUCUAUGUAGCACUGUUGUGAAAACUUAUAAAUCUUACAUGCAAA
Mercenaria mercenaria is the source of this 1550-nucleotide messenger RNA. RefSeq names its product calmodulin-like. The transcript is spliced from 4 exons. Gene Ontology annotation, molecular function: calcium ion binding; enzyme regulator activity. The record is from RefSeq and is a predicted model, not a curated record. Bases 19 to 387 code for a protein of 122 amino acids. Lineage: Eukaryota; Metazoa; Mollusca; Bivalvia; Venerida; Veneridae.